CGGGAAAUAAAUCAUUGAGGUGUACAUAUGUGUAUUUUUUUUUCUCCAAUGAAGGAGUAACAGGUGAUAGGUACGGAAUGUGAAGUUCAUCUUCCGUAAAAUUGAGGUCAUUGAAGGCAUACCUGUCGUUUAAUAUAAUCUACCUGACGAAUCAUGGCGUCGGGCGGUAACUUAAAAAGGAAAUUAAACAUACAGGAACCGCUCAGAACCAUUACUCGACAGUCAUAUAUAGCGAAAAGAAGGAAAAUUAUCAACAAUAAGCUUCCUAAGAAAGAGAUCGACAGAGUGUACAAAUGCAUUUAUGCAACUAUUUAUGGACAUGCUGUUGGUGAUGCAUUAGGUCUUCUUACAGAAUCACUUACCAAAGAAGAUGCUAAAAAGAAUUAUGGCUGUGUAUCAGAUGAACUAGAAUUGGUGUGCAAACGAAUGGUAGUGGACCGGCAUCGUGAACAAUGGGAAGUUGGUGACUGGACAGAUGAUACAGACAUGCUCAUUGUUCUCAUUAAAUGUUUGGUGGAAAAUAUGGGUCAGAUUCCUUCUGUUAAUUUUGCUAAGAUGAUGAUGGAAUGGUCAGAAUCUGGGUUCCCUGAAUUAGGAGACAAAGUGGCAAAAGGCCUUUGUCCUCAUUUCAAGUCUGUGAUCAACCACCCACAAUUUUCAGAACAGCCAGAAAAAGCAGCAGAAAUAGUGUGGCGAAUGAAAGGCAAUUAUGUAGCCAGUAAUGCAAUUUUAGCAUUUUCUCCUAUUCUUGGAAUUCAUUAUUACAAUAUUCUUGGAAAAGUUAUCAAGAACACGUUGCUUGUAUGUGAUAUUUUAAUACCAGAUUCAAGGUGUCAAGCAGGGGGUGUUGCUCUGUCGGUAACAUUAGCCAUGUUGAUUCAGCGAGAUCCAAAACAUCUGAAAAAGUCUGGAGAAUAUAAUAUUAAUGCCAUCAUCUCUGAUGCUUUCGAUUAUGCAUCAAAAUUACUCUCACUUGAUGCAGAGGUUCGUGAGUUGCAAUCUUACAUGUACAACUCAUCUUUGAAACAACUACAAUUAAACGAACCUGGCAAAACCCGGUAUAUUUUUAAAACAGUUGGUGUUGCCAUGUGGGCACUGAAGCAGAAGGACUUCCGUAAAGCACUACAGGAGAUAGUAAUGGAGGGAGGAGAUGCUGAUGCGAAUGCUGCUGCAGCUGGAGCUGUUCUUGGAUGUAAAAUGGGCCUCGAUGCCAUUCCGAAUUCAUGGGUUGACAGUCUGCUGCACAGAACAUGGCUUGAUUCAAUUUUAGAUGAGUACUUGCAUGUGUUAGAAGGCGGUGGUCCCAGAGUUAAGUAUGAGAGUGUAGUUUGACAACCCUGAAGCACUUGAAAAUUGACUGUGAUCUACUAUUUAUUUUACUGAACUCUAUCUUUGACACACUGCUGAGCUCAUAUGAGAUUAAAUAUAUUGCUAGCACUGCUUCAGUUUUCAUCAUAAGAAAUUGAAGAAUGGCUGCAAAUUUUAAUACAAGUAACUUAAUAUUUUCCUACAUAAUGAAAAAUGAAUGUUUUGAAAUUUUUUAUUAUUAUUUUGGAAUGUCUUAACAGGAUGUAUGUUAUAAGAAACAAAUUUAUUUCUUCAAAGAGAAAAAAAAAAGUGUUUUGUAAAAGAAAAAAAAAGUCAAGUGAAAAUUAUUUUGUAUUCAAAAAAAUUUAAUUUGGUAGAAAACUGUAAUAUUUGGAGUAAACUUUAAUAAAUAUAUAUAUAUUAACUGUUUUAGAACUGCAGUCUAGAUAUCAUCAUCAUCAUCAUUUAAUAUCUGCUUUCUCAUUCUUGCAUGGGUUGAACAGGUCUUCUCCAACACAGCAUCAUGCCAUUUGUUGUAUUGCUUUGUUACAUCUUCUGUAAUGUUCAACAUCCUGAGAUCAGCUGUCAUUGUUUCUGACUAUGUCUUCUUUGCUCAUGCUCACUAAUAUCAUCAUCCAACAGAACAGGUUUGCUUCAUAUCUCCCUAGAACUUCUCACAUCCCCCUCAUUCAGUGCCCUUGUCUCACUAUCAUGCAAGCAUCCUACUAUCUACUCUUCAUUGGCAGAGAGAAUCCCCUUUGAUAUUCUGAGAGGAAAGACCCGGUGGAGUCAUCAUUAUCAUCAUUAUCAUCAUCAUCAUUGUUUAACGUCCGCUUUCCAUGCUAGCAUAGGUUAGACGAUUUUGACUGAGAUCUGGCAAAC
Molecule: messenger RNA, 2190 nt
Organism: Octopus sinensis (East Asian common octopus)
Lineage: Eukaryota; Metazoa; Mollusca; Cephalopoda; Octopoda; Octopodidae
Product: ADP-ribosylarginine hydrolase Tri1
Exons: 9
Coding region: 154-1332 (392 amino acids)
Source: RefSeq, a predicted model, not a curated record